Molecule: messenger RNA, 3126 nt
Organism: Aspergillus glaucus CBS 516.65
Lineage: Eukaryota; Fungi; Ascomycota; Eurotiomycetes; Eurotiales; Aspergillaceae
Product: ATP-binding mismatch repair protein PMS1
Exons: 4
Coding region: 1-3126 (1041 amino acids)
Biological process (GO): mismatch repair
Cellular component (GO): MutLalpha complex
Molecular function (GO): mismatched DNA binding; ATP binding; ATP-dependent DNA damage sensor activity
Source: RefSeq, a predicted model, not a curated record
AUGGCUACUAUCAAGGCUAUCGAGGCCCGCUCGGUCCACCAAAUCCAAUCUGGUCAGGUCAUUGUCGACCUGUGCUCCGUUGCGAAGGAGCUUGUCGAGAACAGUCUCGAUGCCGGUGCUACAUCAAUAGAGGUCCGCUUUAAGAACAAUGGACUAGAUUUGAUUGAAGUACAGGACAAUGGGGGUGGGAUAGCACCAGAAAACUACGAAGGCCUAGCACUCAAGCACUACACCUCCAAACUCUCGACCUACGAAGACCUCACAAGCCUACGAACCUUCGGUUUCCGCGGCGAAGCACUAUCCUCACUAUGCGCCCUCUCCGACUUCCACGUUGUCACAGCACAAGCCCAACAAGCCCCUCGAGCCAAUCGAUUAGACUUUGAGCCGUCGGGAAAACUGAAGAAGACACAAGUCGUGGCAGGUCAAAGGGGUACAACGGUUUCAGUGGAGGGUCUGUUCAAGAGGUUACCUGUUCGACGGCGUGAUCUCGAGAAGAAUAUAAAGCGCGAGUAUGGGAAGGUUUUGAACCUUUUGCAUGCAUACGCCUGUAUUAGCACGGGUGUUCGCUUUAGUGUGAAAAAUACGAUGGGAAAGACGAAGAAUGUGGUGGUUUUCGCGACGAGUGGGAAUCCGACUACGAAGCAGAAUAUUGCAAAUGUAUACGGUGCGAAGACUCUGUCGGCCCUGAUACAUCUUGAUUUGGCUCUGGAGUUUGAGCCCUCCACGUCGUCUGGGAGGCGUUUGGUGGGAGGUAUUCAGGAUGACGGGGCCAACAAGCUCCAGGUUCAGGGCCAUAUAUCUCGGCCAGUAUUUGGAGAGGGGAGACAGACGCCUGAUCGGCAGAUGUUAUUUGUGAAUUCAAGGCCUUGUGGUCUGCCGCAGAUUUCCAAGGCAUUCAAUGAGGUCUACAAGUCGUUUAACGUUUCUCAGUCGCCGUUUAUAUUUGCGGAUUUUCAUAUGGAUACGAAUGCCUACGAUGUUAAUGUGUCGCCUGACAAGCGGACGAUUCUUUUGCAUGAUGCCGGUGCGAUGAUUGAGUCUUUGAAGAUGUCGCUUACGGAGUUGUUUGAGUCUGCGGAUCAGACGGUUCCUCAGUCCCAGCCGAGUCUUAAACAACAGUUUCUGGGAAGCUCACAGGCCUCUCUGGCAUCUAGAAAGCCGUCUACUCGCGCUCCGUCUCCAGCAAAUGACAAGGAAGACGAGGAAGAAGGGGUACAGAAUGAGGAGGACUCAGAUGCCGAUGAAGGAGCCGAAUCUACCCCGCGCAAUGCCCAGGACAGAAUCAAGAGCUUCCUAGGCAGCCUGGGGAGUAGCAGUCGCGGGGUGGAUACCUCAUCACCAGCUCAUUCUAGUAUACCAGAUCGACCACCCGAUUCAUCACCAACCGCGACUCCUACGAGGUCUGUUCCGGUACUGAGCAGCCAGGCCCACGGCACAGAAGACCAUGAUGACCGCGAGCAAUCACCAAGCGAGUUACCUGAUGCAUCACAAGACCAGCCCCCUAUCCAGGAAGAAACAGAGUUGGAACCUUCACAAAAUACCGCCAUUUCCGAUGAACCUAUAUCGUCACAGGUGGAUCCGCCCGAGGAAACACCAAAUACUAUACAAAAUGCGUUUGAUCGCAUGCGCCCAAGGAGAAUGCCAGCUGAAGUUGCUACCAUCACUAUAGGAGACAAAACAGUUACCUCAAUGGUAGGAAGCGAGAUACCUAAAAAGAGAGCUGUAGAUAGCGGCUCUGGUGGCUUUAUGGGGAGGAAGAGAAGGAUACAUACUCCGUCCCGUCCUGGCAUAUUCGGUCGAUUUUCUGCUCCGGGAACUCAGGCAGCGGAGGCUUCAGAGGAUGUAGAUGAAGAGGAGGAAGAGGAGGAUGAGGAUGAGGUCAACGAGGAUGCUGAGGACAUUCAGGAUGAACAGUCAGAAGAUGGCUCUCAGUUGUUUGUUCCUGACGAUGAAAGCAAUCAUGCAGCCGAUGACAUGGAAGAACCAGAGUCAGCCGAGCACGAUGCCAGUGAUCAGGUUGAACACGAUACGCAAGCCGCCGCACCAGAUAACAUGAGCGAAGAAGAAAAGAAAGCUCAUGAAGAGGCUGAGGUACAGCGCCUUAUCCAGCAAGCAGAAGACAAGGCCGCACUACCCGAUGAAAACACCACCAAUCGAGUCAAUAAGAUGAACAAAGGUGCUGCUCACAAAGAUACCACCGCCCACUUGAUAGGGGCUAUCAAUGGCUCCCUCUCCAAAAUCCAAUCUCAAAUGGAGCAGCUACAGAACAGUCUUCAAUCGCAGACCCCGGAUACAUCCGCAGCCCCAGACGCAGACGAAGCCGCAACAUCCCAACAAACCGCUGAGGACCGUCUCUCACUAACAGUGGCCAAAGACGACUUUGCCAAAAUGCGAAUCAUCGGCCAAUUCAACCUCGGUUUCAUCAUAGCCACGCGGUCAUCUCCAAAGAACGACUCGGACACCGGUAACAAAGACGAACUCUUCAUUAUCGACCAACACGCCUCAGACGAGAAAUUCAACUUCGAGCGUCUCCAAGCUGAAACCGUCGUCCAGAAUCAGCGUCUCGUCCAACCAAAGACCCUCGACCUGACCGCGGUCGAAGAGGAGGUCGUCUUAGAAAACCGUGCUGCACUUGAGAAAAACGGGUUCAUCGUGGACAUCGACGAUAGCGGAAACGAACCCAUCGGCCGACGAUGUAAACUCGUCUCUCUACCACUAAGCAAGGAAGUUGUAUUUGGCGUCCGGGAUCUCGAGGAACUCAUCGUUUUGCUAUCCGAGACGGCGAGUCAGUCGUCAGAUAUCUACAUCCCCCGACCUACUAAAGUACGAAAGAUGUUCGCCAUGCGCGCAUGUCGCUCUAGCAUCAUGAUCGGGAAGAACUUGACUUCGCGACAAAUGGAGAAGGUGGUGAAGAAUAUGGGGACCAUAGAUAAGCCGUGGAACUGUCCGCAUGGACGGCCGACGAUGAGGCAUUUAAUGAGUCUGGGAAAUUGGUGUGAAUGGGGUGAAUGGGAUGUCGUUGGGGAUGAGGAUGGGGACGGAGAGACUGGGGUGGAUGACAUGGGUCUUUGGAGGAGUUAUCUCGAGGAAAUGGCGGAUGGCGAAGAAGAGGAGGAUGUGGAAUAG